AUGACAAAAACCGUUGAGGAGCAAACCGUCGACAAGCUCAACCAUGUUCAAUCGGGUGGUGUGCACAAGGAACCUAAAAAGCCAAGAGUAAAGCAGGCAAAAUAUGCGAUGCUUUUAGGCUAUCAAGGCAAAAAAUACUACGGCAUGCAGCUUCAAAAAGACCUGCCCACAAUUGAAUCAAAGCUUCUUGAGGCAAUGGAGACGGCCGGUUGGAUCACGACCGCUCAAAAAGAAAAACCAUUUGAUUUCUUUUUUCAAAGAGCGGCGAGAACUGAUAGGGCAGUAUCAGCUGCUAGACAGAUGUGCGGAAUGCAACUACCCAGAGAUGACGCCAAGUAUCAAGCUGAGGGAGCUGGAAUUCUUAACAACAUUCUUCCAGCCGAUAUUCGUGUUUUUGGAAUGCGUCGGACCACGAAUUUCUUCCAUCCACAGAAGCAGUGUGAUCAUCGAACCUAUAGCUACACGUGUCCAUCUUUUGUGUUUGCAAAGCCUACGGAGCUCACCAACUCCUCUUUCCGACUUUCCCCGGAAACCUUGGCAGAGGUGAACAGUAUUCUCUCAAUCUACCUCGGAACCCACAAUUUCUUCAAUUAUACCGCUAAAAGAGCCUACGAUGAUAUGAGCUCCAAUCGAUACAUUAUCUCAUUCGAAUGCAAAGAACCAUUCCUUUUUCGUGACGAUUUUCGUAAAGAAGACGUGGAAUUCGUGCAAAUUGUGAUUAAAGGACAAUCAUUUGUACUUCAUCAGAUUCGAAAAAUGGUCGGAAUGGUGAUUACAGUCAUUCGGGAACUGCAUUUAAAGUCGUCGAUUCAAAGAUCAUUCGAGGGACAGCGAAUGGAUAUCCCAAUGGCUCCAGGACUGGGUCUCCUCCUCGAGCGGACUCAUUACGAUUCCUACGAUCGAAAGAAUUCAAAAUCCCACGAACCACUGACCGAUUGGGGAGAGAUCAUCGAAAAAGAAAUCGAGCGGACCAAGUUCGAGCUCAUCACCAAGGAUAUGAUCGAGACGGAGCUGCUCACUCAGGGAAUGCUCAAAUGGCUUGCGGAUCUUGUUCAUCACGACUUCACGGCUAAUGCGGAAGCUGAGGAGCCCGAGAAGAAGACUUUUGUGACGAUGGCGGCGGCUUGUGCGAGCAAGGCGGCCAAGGAGCAGGAUGGUGUUGCUCCAGAGGCUCAAGAUGCUCCGAAGGAAGCCGAGGCUCCAGCAGAAGUCACUCCUGAGCCAGUAGCAGCGACGUCGUCUGGAUAAUUUAUAAUUUUUGAUUUAACUGCUGUAAAAUUUGUUGUUUUUGUUGAUUGAUAAAUUGUUUAAAAGUAAAAAAUAAUAAUAAUU
This is a messenger RNA of Caenorhabditis elegans, 1332 nucleotides long. It is a transcript of the gene pus-1, whose product is annotated as Pseudouridylate synthase 1 homolog. NCBI's taxonomy places the organism in Eukaryota, Metazoa, Nematoda, Chromadorea, Rhabditida, Rhabditidae. Gene Ontology annotation, biological process: RNA modification; tRNA pseudouridine synthesis; pseudouridine synthesis. Gene Ontology annotation, cellular component: nuclear lumen; nucleus. The transcript is spliced from 5 exons. Gene Ontology annotation, molecular function: tRNA pseudouridine synthase activity; tRNA pseudouridine(38-40) synthase activity; RNA binding. The record is from RefSeq and is marked reviewed. The coding region runs from base 1 to 1248 and encodes 415 amino acids.